Seminavis robusta is the source of this 918-nucleotide messenger RNA. NCBI's taxonomy places the organism in Eukaryota, Bacillariophyta, Bacillariophyceae, Naviculales, Naviculaceae. The record is from the annotation of a GenBank genome assembly.
AUGAAGACGACGCAAGCGGUGGAGGCUCUCGCUCAUGAGACGAUGAUGAUGCUGCCGGUGGAUGAAACAAAGGCUGUAGACAAGGAACAAGAGAUAACUCUCAAGAAGAGCGUUCCGUCAGACUCUGACAAGGUGCCAAAGGUCUUGGGAAAACGGAAAUCAUCGGAAAUGAUGGCGCAGGUUGAACAGGCGACAAACGCGAUCCAACCCAUGAAGAAACCAAGAGCAGAAACAUACAUUGUACCGCCCUCAGCAGGCCAACAACAACUUGGAGAGGACACUCAGCAUGACACAGAGAACGGCAAGCAGCGUUACGAUUGGGAAGAAAUGUUUGAAUCAUCGCGUCGCACCAAGCUCGAAGCCAAAAAGUUCCUUGCGGAUUCGAUGGAAAAACUAAGAAAGUUUAGAGAAAAGCGAAAGCAGGAAGAAGAAGAAAAAAUGAAGAAGAAGAAACCGAAGAAAGCGCCGGCUCGACAAACGGAUGCAAGUUUCAAGAGACGAGACGGACUCCUUAAGGAGGCAGCAAAACAGAGCAAACAAAGAGCAGCAAGGUUGAAGAAGACGGAUGAAGUGCUAAAGAAGUCCGCUGAACUGCAAAAGGAAUCUGAAGAACGGCGAAAGAAAUACGAAGCAAAGAGAAAGGAACAAGAGAUGAAAUGGAAGGAACGCCAAGAGAUGGAGCGUGUUAGAGCCAGUGAACGGGAGGUUUAUUGGAGGGCUAAACGGGAAGCUCAAAUGACGGAACACCGCCAACGCAUGCACGAAAUGGAAGAGAAUAUUAAGUAUCAUCGAGAAUUGUGCAAAAAGCGCAUGGCAGAGGCGAAGGCGUCUGAGGAGCGAUCCAGGGUGAUUGAAAACAAACUCCGGGAUUUUCAUUCAGCUAUCGCUGCAGCCUGUGAAGGCGGAGAUAUUGAGUAA